Molecule: messenger RNA, 4912 nt
Organism: Peromyscus leucopus (white-footed mouse)
Lineage: Eukaryota; Metazoa; Chordata; Mammalia; Rodentia; Cricetidae
Gene: Rbp3
Product: retinol binding protein 3
Exons: 4
Coding region: 114-3824 (1236 amino acids)
Biological process (GO): proteolysis
Molecular function (GO): serine-type peptidase activity
Source: RefSeq, a predicted model, not a curated record
UCUGUCUGCCUGCUAAGAAGGACGAGGGAGAAAGGCAGCUGUGGGAGCAAGACCACAGCCUUGCACACAGUCAAGGAAGCUCUGCCUCAGGAGCCAGGGCUCCUGGGAUCCCAAUGACGAGAGAAUGGGUCCUAGUUUUGUCCAGCACACUGCUCUGUGUUCUGGCCGGCCCCAUGCAGCACCUGUUCCAACCGAGCUUGGUGCUGGACAUGGCCAAGGUCCUCUUGGACAACUACUGCUUCCCUGAGAACCUGAUGGGAAUGCAAGCAGCCAUUGAGCAGGCUGUGAAGAGUCGUGAGAUUCUGGGCAUCUCAGACCCUCAAACGCUGGCCGACGUGCUGACAGCUGGAGUGCAGAGUUCCUUGAAUGACCCACGCCUCUUCAUCUCCUACGAGCCCAGUACCCUCGAGACGCCCCAGCAAGCGCCAACACUCACCAACCUCACCCGAGAAGAACUGUUGGUCCAGCUACAGAGGAACAUCCACCAUGAGGUUCUUGAGGGCAACGUGGGUUACCUACGAGUGGAUGACCUCCCUGGCCAGGAGGUACUGAGUGAGCUGGGGGGGUUCUUGGUGGACCACGUGUGGAGGCAGCUCAUGGACACCUCCUCCUUGGUGCUAGAUCUCCGGAACUGUGCUGGUGGUCACAUCUCUGGGAUCCCUUAUGUCAUCUCCUACUUGCACCCUGGGAACACUGUCAUGCACGUGGAUACCAUCUAUGAUCGCCCCUCUAAUACCACCACCGAGAUCUGGACCUUGCCCAAGGUCCUAGGGGAGAGAUACAGUGCUGACAAAGACGUGGUAGUCCUCACCAGUGGACGUACCGGGGGCGUGGCUGAGGACAUCGCCUACAUCCUCAAGCAGAUGCGCAGGGCCAUCGUGGUGGGUGAGCGGACGGAGGGUGGUGCCCUGGACCUCCAGAAGCUGAGGAUAGGCCAGUCCAACUUCUUCCUCACAGUACCUGUGUCCAGGUCCCUGGGACCCCUGGGAGGAGGUGGCCAGACGUGGGAAGGCAGUGGAGUACUGCCCUGUGUGGGGACACCUGCCGAGCAGGCCCUAGAGAAGGCCCUGGCCAUCCUCACCCUGCGUCGUGCCCUGCCAGGGGUUGUCCUCCGACUUCAGGAAGCCCUGCAGGACUAUUACACGCUGGUGGACAGGGUGCCGGGCCUGCUACACCACCUGGCUAGCAUGGACUACUCAGCCGUGGUCUCUGAGGAGGACCUAGUGACAAAGCUCAAUGCUGGCUUGCAGGCUGUGUCAGAGGAUCCCAGGCUCCUGGUGAGAGCCACUGGACCCAGAGAAAGCUCCUCUAAGCCCGAGACCGGGCCUAAUGAGCCCCCAGAAGCCGCUCCUGAGGUGCCCAAGGAAGAAGCUGCCCGGAGGGCGCUAGUGGACUCUGUGUUUCAGGUGUCCGUGCUGCCAGGCAAUGUGGGCUACCUGCGCUUUGACAGAUUUGCAGACGCCUCUGUGCUGAAGGCACUGGGUCCCUACGUGCUGCACCAGGUGUGGGAGCCCCUGCAGGACACCGAGCACCUCAUCAUGGACCUGCGUCACAAUCCCGGAGGGCCGUCCUCUGCUGUGCCGCUGCUGCUGUCCUACUUCCGGGGCCCUGAGGCUGGCCCCGUGCGCCUCUUCACCACCUAUGACCGCCGCACCAACGUCACCCAGGAGCACUUCAGCCACAGGGAGCUGCUGGGCCAACGAUACGGCAACCAGCGCGGGGUGUACCUGCUUACCAGCCACAGAACUGCCACCGCUGCCGAAGAGUUCGCCUUCCUAAUGCAGUCCCUGGGCUGGGCCACCCUGGUGGGGGAAAUCACCGCGGGGAGCCUGCUGCACAGCUGCACGGUGCCACUGCUGGACUCGCCAGAGGGUGGCCUGGCACUCACAGUACCUGUGCUCACCUUCAUUGACAACCACGGUGAAGCCUGGCUGGGUGGUGGCGUGGUGCCUGAUGCCAUCGUGCUGGCUGAGGAGGCCUUAGAGAGAGCUCAGGAGGUGCUGGACUUCCAUCGCAGCCUGGGUGCCUUGGUCGAAGGCACCGGUCACCUGCUGGAGGCUCACUAUGCCAGGCCGGAGGUCGCAAGGCAGGCCAGAGCUCUCCUGCAAUCCAAGCUGGCCCAAGGAGCCUACCGCACAGCGGUGGACUUGGAGUCCCUGGCCUCGCAGCUCACAGCUGACCUGCAGGAGGUUUCUGAGGACCAUCGCCUGCUGGUGUUCCACAGCCCCGGCGAGCUGGUGGCCGAGGAGGUCCCCCUGCCACCUCCCGCUGUUCCCUCCCCAGAAGAACUCUCCUAUCUCAUUGAGGCCCUGUUCAAAACAGAUGUGCUACCAGGCCAGCUCGGCUACUUGCGUUUCGAUGCCAUGGCUGAGCUGGAGACGGUGAAGGCCAUCGGGCCUCAGCUGGUACGGCUGGUGUGGCAGAGGCUGGUGGACACGGCUGCGCUGGUGGUUGACCUGCGCUACAAUCCCGGCAGCUACUCUUCGGCCGUGCCCCUGCUCUGCUCCUACUUUUUUGAGGCAGAACCCCGCCAGCACCUCUAUUCUGUUUUUGACAGGGCGACGUCUAGCAUCACGGAGAUAUGGACCCUGCCGCUGGUGGCCGGGCAGCGCUAUGGUUCCCACAAGGAUCUCUACAUCCUCAUGAGCCACACCAGUGGCUCUGCAGCGGAGGCCUUCGCUCAUACCAUGCAGGACCUGCAGCGGGCCACAGUCAUUGGAGAGCCCACAGCUGGGGGGGCCCUCUCCGUGGGCAUCUACCAGGUGGGCAACAGUCCCUUAUAUGCCUCCAUGCCUACCCAGAUGGCCCUGAGUGCCACCACCGGUGAGGCCUGGGACUUGGCUGGUGUGGAACCUGACAUCACCGUUCCCAUGAGUGAGGCCCUUUCCACAGCCCAGGACAUAGUGGCCCUGCGUGCCAAGGUGCCCACGGUACUACAGACAGCUGGGAAACUAGUGGCAGAUAACUAUGCCUCCCCUGAGUUGGGGGCCAAGAUGGCUGCCAAGCUAAGCGGUCUGCAGAGCCGGUAUGCAAGGGUGACUUCAGAAGGGGCCUUGGCUGAGAUGCUGGGAGCAGACCUGCAAAUGCUCUCUGGGGACCCACACCUGAAGACAGCUCACAUCCCAGAGGAUGCCAAAGACCGCAUUCCUGGAAUUGUGCCCAUGCAGAUUCCUUCCCCAGAAGUCUUUGAAGAUCUGAUCAAGUUCUCCUUCCACACAAAUGUGCUGGAGGACAACAUCGGCUACUUGAGGUUCGACAUGUUUGGGGACUGUGAGCUGCUUACCCAGGUCUCCGAGCUGCUGGUAGAGCACAUCUGGAAGAAGAUCGUACACACAGAUGCCCUGAUCAUCGACAUGAGGUUCAACAUUGGUGGCCCCACCUCCUCCAUCUCAGCCCUGUGUUCCUACUUCUUCGAUGAGUCACCCCCCAUUCUGCUGGACAAGAUCUACAGUCGGCCCAACGACUCUGUCAGCGAACUCUGGACCCACACUCAGCUCACAGGUGAACGCUAUGGUUCCAAGAAGAGUGUGGCCAUCCUCACCAGUGGUGUGACAGCCGGUGCCGCUGAGGAAUUUACUUACAUCAUGAAGAGGCUGGGCCGGGCGCUGGUCAUUGGUGAAGUGACCAGUGGAGGCUGCCAGCCGCCACAGACCUACCACGUGGAUGACACCCACCUCUACAUCACCAUCCCCACAGCUCGCUCCGUGGGUGCCACGGAUGGCAGUUCCUGGGAAGGGGUGGGGGUGACACCUCAUGUGGUCGUUCCUUCAGAAAUGGCCCUUACCAGAGCCAAGGAGACCCUCCAGCGGGCGCUGCGAGCGUGAGGCAGAACCCGAGGGUCACCAAGAAGGGUCUCCAUGGCCAGUGUGGCAAUGGCAGGUCCUCUGGGCCACUACUGGGGCUCUAGCAUGGGAUCCUGCCGAAGGUCACAUGGUCCAGGGCCUGCUGAGCUGAGGCAUCUUCAAGAGCGCACCCAUCAGCCCCCACUGCUGCACCAACCUCUCCCCUGGAACUCCAAAAGUGGGAGCUCAGCCACCCCAAAGACAGCCCCCAUAGUAGUUACUCUGGGGAGAUUGAAGUCCACCUUGCUACUACCCAUGCUUCCUAGCCUCCACCCUCUGGUCCCCAUGCUGUCACCAGAAGCAGUUCUGUCAUGAUGCACAGAUGUGAGGCACAUGUGCCAGUAGCUUUUUCUGGCAGCCAUCUUUCCAAGAGGGAAAAGAAAGAAGUGCUUAAUGUUGGUAGUACUUUCUAAUGGUACAGCGACUCUUUAACUUGGGAUGGCAUUGUCCUCUCUAAGUUCAUUCUUAGUUGAUAAUAUUAUUAAGUCAAAAUGCAUGUGGUACCCCAACAAGCCUAUGAGAGAGUCAAAUAUCCCAAAUGGAACCACUCUAGGUCAGAGCCCAUGUGUCAUAUACCUGACUUACUGUCCCCAGUUACCUUCUGUGACUAUUAGGGAACAGUGGGGACAAGUAGAUUGUGACCUUUCGAUUGCAGUGUGUAGUCUGGGGUUGCUGGACAUCUCUGUGUUUCUGGCACUCAGUGGCCACCUGCAGCUCCUGGCUUCAGAGCUUAGGUGCUCUUCCUCCUGCAUCCCAUCUCCACUAGAGUCCCUCCCCCACAACCAUGUCUUGACCCACCGAGCAUUGUCACCUUCGUUUAUCCUCGUCUGCGACAUGGUGCUGGGUGCGCAGUACAUGUGUGAGCUCUGCAGGGCUCCAGCACUCAGAUUCUAGGGACCCCUCCCCUCCUCCCUCCUCUUCCCACUUCCCUCUCGCUUCUUUCUCUAAUUUAGCUUAUAACCUAAACUGAAUUCUUGGUGGUAGAACGGUCAGCGGUAUUUCUAUCUGUCUUUUUAAUACUUUGUUCUUUUUCUAGGUCCUCAUAAUAAGCACACAGCACUAUUUGCAGA